CUGAAGUCUGACAGUGCAUUUAGCAAUAUUAAGUGGAGUGUUUGUUUCUCGUGGGUGGAAAGAAAAGAAUUUUCUCAAAGAUUGCGAUUCGAUCCAGGGGUGCGACGGUAUACGACCGUGAGUGAUAUUAGGAUCUUGAAACGUCAAACUCUCAGAGAAGCUGUCAAACAAGGAAGCGAGCGAAGAGCAAAAAGAUAAUAAUGUUCAUCUCAUUGACGUCAGUGAAAUGACACGCUAAGUUUUCGGCGAAGACAAGGCUAUUGCAUAUUUACUAAAUUGCUCGUCAGAUAUCUCCGAAUCCGAGGUCAGAUAUAACCUCAAACUUGAAGGGACGAUAAACCUUGAACAAUUUUCGCAGUAUACCUGCGUGGCUAUCGAUCACGUUGCAGGUUAUUCAGUCGGUUUCGCAGAAAUAAUUCGCGAGUCUACUGAUUGUCUAGUGUGAUCAUGUUUUAUUUCCGCGGCGAAGAAAGUUUCAGUGAAAAUUAGGCCCGACCUUGUAAUUGUGAAGAUUUAUGAAAAGUGUUUUUAAAGUGCUGCAAAAUGAGUUCUGUUUGGAAAAGACUGCAGAGGGUGAACAAAAGAGCUGCCAAGUUCCAAUUCACUGUCUCCUAUCACGAGUUGACCCUUGAAACCACAACUAGAUGGAAACCAAAUAAAUUGAGUGUGGUAUGGACAAGGCGUAGUCGUAGGGUAAGUUCGGAUCCUGUAGAAUGGGAACCGAGUCUAAGCAAUCCAUUAAGAGGUGCUGUUUCCUGGCCAGUGCCAGACAAUCAUACAGUUUCUGUAACAUUGUUCAAAGACCCCAGAACUCAUGAAUUAGAAGACAAGGACUGGACCUUCGUAAUCGAAGAUGUCUCACACACAGGCAAGCGUCGUCAUGUCGCUGUCGCAAAUAUAAAUAUGAAAAAAUAUGCGUCGCUUGAAUCUAGUCAACAACAACUUAAAUUCGAUUUAAAACCUACCUCGAAAAAAAUCGUCAGUGCAUCCAUAGAAUGCACAUUAUCGUGUGUUUUCCUGAGAGAGGGCAAAGCCACGGACGAAGACAUGCAGAGUAUGGCUAGUUUAAUGUCGGUGAAUAAUAAUAGUGACAUAGCACCUCUCGACGAUUUUGACAACGAGGAUAUUCCUGAAGAUGUUGAGGAAGUCACUAUUAAAAACAUAGACGAGAUUUUGGACAUUUCUGCUCAAUUAGAACUAAUGACGCAUAGUCUUACUGGAAGCGAACUACCUAGUACUCCCAUAAGUGUGGCAAGUUUGACGAAGGACGAAACGACGCCUGUAAAUGAUCAAUACAUUAUUCGAGAUUUAAAUUUAAUGGGAAUUGGUAAUUCGAUAAAGGAAAAAUCACCAUCGAAAGAUGAAAUUAUUUCAGAGAAUGCGAAAAGGAAUGAGCACAACACGUCAUUAAAAUUGCCGUUACGACCUUUGGAUUUAAAAAAGGGCGAUUCAGGUGCACCAAGAUUAAAAGAAAUCACACCUGGGCAGGAUUUAUUGGAAUGGUGUAAGGAAGUCACUGCAGAUUAUCCAGGAGUGAAAGUCACGAAUUUAACAACCUCCUGGCGCAACGGAAUGGCUUUUUGCGCUGUAAUUCAUCGCUUCAGACCCGAUCUCAUCGAGAUCGAAUCCUUGUUGCCGCACGAUGUGAAAGGAAAUUGCAAGAGAGCGUUCGAUGCUGGGGAAAAUUUAGGAAUUCCAAGGGUCAUUGAACCUGCGGAUAUGGAUAUUUUGACUGUACCUGAUAAAUUGGCUGUGAUGACUUAUUUGUACCAGUUGAGAGCUCAUUUCACAGGCCAUGAAUUAGAGGUACACCAAAUCGGUAAAACGACAGACGAGUCCUCCUACAUGAUUGGUCGAUUCAAUACAGAUAAUAAAGCAGACGUGAGCGUACAGCUUUUUGGACAAGAAAUUGUUAAUUUGCGCAAAAAGGAGCAGAUCGAGCAAAGAAACAACAAAUCGGAUAGCGGAAGGUGGUCAAAUCCGUUCGAUUAUAAGAAGGAUGACAUCAAUAUCGAAUCCUUGAAAAGUAGGUUACACUUGAGUUUGAAUUCGGAUAACCAGGAUCAUGAAAAUAGCAAAGACAAGUCACCAUCGAGUGUGAAAGAUGUCAAGGAUAUAAUUCUUGCAAGUUCGAAAAGUAUUCUGGGAAAAGUCCUUUCACCAACGAAAGAAAAAUUCGCUGCCAGAGAAAAGAGUAAAUCUCCACCGAGAAGUACCCAAAUUCAGCAACGUCCGAUUCUUAUGACUCGGCGACAAUUAACUGAUCCUUUCGGUAGUGACGAUGAAGAAGAGAACAUUCGAAUCGUAGAUGAUAAAAUGUCACGGUCGAUUUCCGCCUCCAAAUUGACCACAUUUGUGCAAGAUGUUUCGCCAUUUUCACCCGACAAAGGAAGUCGUGCUCAUUCCGAAUCUCGAGGUUUGUCGCCUUCGAAGGACGAUCAUCAUGGGCAACAUCCCUUGGUCACUCGCCAUGACGAGCUCAGGGAACGAGCAAGACUGCUUUUGGAACAAGCGAGAAAUCAGUCAAAGUCUGGCCUUAGUUCUAUCGCAACGAGCCCUGUAGAGCAAAGUGAUGAAGAAAGGCAACAGCAGUUGAGAGAAAGAGCAAGGCGAUUGAUAGCGGAAGCAAGAUUGGGGGUUACUGUUUCGACUAAUCAAAUUAGCGACGACAAUAAUAGCGAUCGCCGGUCUACAGACGAUCAAAACAAUAGUCCUAGAAGAAGUAUGACGCCUUCGACUCCUGGCGAUCGAAUAAGUAUUAAAUCGGAACAUAAUGGGAACUAUACUCCAGUAGCUGAUGGUGACAAAAAAUGUUCUACACCUCUCUAUUCUUUUUCGAAAAUCAUGGAACGAAUUUCCCCAGAGAAGACUUAUCCUGAUGGCGGGCCUUACGUGUUGAGAGGGUUGGGAAAAGAUAUGACGUCCUACAUUCAAAACGAGCUUGAAGCUUUGGAGAGAGAACAAAGCCAGAUUGAUGUUCAGGCCGCGAAACUCGAAAAGCAACUGAGAGCUGCCAUGGAAAGUGAUAAUGAGGAGGAAACGGAAAGGCUGAUGUCCUUGUGGUUCACACUUGUUAAUAAGAAAAACGCCCUCCUAAGGCGACAGAUGCAAUUGAACAUUUUGGAGAAGGAGGACGAUUUGGAGCGACGAUUUGAACUUUUGAAUCGGGAACUGAGAAGUAUUCUUGCUGUCGAAGAAUGGCAAAAGUCUGCAGAGCAAAAAAUCCGAGAGGAUCUUUUGCUCGAAGAAUUGGUGUCUAUUGUAAAUAAAAGAGAUGAAUUGGUCCAUCAUCUCGAUACUCAAGAAAGAGCGAUUGAAGACGAUGAUGAAAUCGAACGUGAUCUCUCGAGAGCCGGUUUAGCCCAAAGGAACAAAAAUUGUGUCAUCCAGUAAGAAAAUACAAAUUUCGUCGGCGUUAGUUUCAUUAUAAAGGUACUUUUUUUCCACUCUGGUGUUGCCAAAGAUACGAAAAGUAACACAAUCGUGUACUUAUUCCCAAAUCGCCUUUCGUGAAAAAUAACGAAUCAAUUGAAGGUAAGAGAGAAAAUUGCGAAUCCAAAGUUUCAAAUAUUUGCGAAUGGAAUAAGACGAUUUUUUCCGUGUUAAAACUGUGUUAAAAACGUGUUGAUAAACCUGUGAUGCCAAUCUAAAUUUUUAAGUUUGAAUUUUCGAGUUAAUAAUUGCGAUUAAAGUAUGUUUAAAUUCUGAAAUUUCUCAUUCAGAAACGUAAAUUUAAAAAUGUGAAGGUAGUUUGAUUUUUUUUCGUUCUUUCGUAAUAAAAGUGACGAUUAACGAACACCAGUAAAUAUUAUUAAUUUUUCUAAUUAAAUUGAAACGAUUUUAUACGGAACAAAUUUUGGAAGAAUUGGGUUUAUUGGCAUCCAGUCAUAAGUUAGUAAAAGUUCAGUUUAAAGAGUUAUCUCUUUUAACUUAAUAAUUCAAUUUAUGAGGUGCCUGUAACUUUUUGACGUUGUGUUUGAAAUCUCAAUAAGUUUUUUUUCAGUUUUAAAGGAUGUCUUAAGUUUUCUUUAGAUUAUUAUAGUUUUAUAACUAUAAUUUAUAAUUUCAUGCCUGGGAUGCCGAAGGACUUUUACGUACCUGACUGAUAAUUCUACGUCUUAAAAAUGUAAUCCCUUCAACUUUUCUCUCAAAAUCGACACUAUUUACAUUUUUCUUAAUUUUUAAUUUUUUGUGCAUCCCAGAAGCAAACCAAGUGAAGUUUUAAUGAGGUGAUAAAUUGUGCGUCAGUUUCACGUGUGCAUAUACUGUGUAAAGUCACAUUAUUAUUGUAAUAAAGUAGAAUCUUUCACAUCUGACAUUUUUUAGAUUUUUUUCUAUCCUAUUGUAAUUAUUACCGAGACUAAGAAAAACAAUUUUUUAAGAUUGUAAGAAUAAAAUUUAGGAAUUUGAUACAAUAAGGAGUUGAAUAUUCAAAUUAACAAUACAUUUUGUAUCUUUUUAUUAAUAUAUUUCAUACUUGUCUAUAAUAUUUAAGGAUCAUAUUAAGAUUUUGAAAUAUUGCAUUUUUAAGAUAUUGUUGAUCUUAAAAAGUACAAAGAAAAGCAUAUUGGGUGAAUCAGGUGUUGUAAUUGAAACUUGGAAAUUCGUAAGUUUCAGUGUCUGAUGUUGAAGAUUCUACUUUGAUAGAUAUUAUUAUAUGUAUAACUAUAUUAAUUGCUAUUUAUUUAUUACACUUCUAGCAGAGCUUUCGAACUAUAAAUGUAAGUCGAUAAUUUCAUUAAAAGUUGAAUUUAAUGAGAUUAUCAGUAGUUUUCGAAUUUCUUAUAUGGAAGGGCUCGGAUCGUGCGACAUUUUUUUCUUUUUCCGUUUUUGCCUAAAGUUCGCUAUACUGAGUUUAAAUUUUAAUCACAGUUAAACUUUUAAAAUUGAAAUUCAAUUUAGAAAAAAAUUUAAUAUUUCAAUGGAAAACAUUAAAAAUAGAAUAAUUUCCCACUAAAGCUAUAUUUUUAGAAAAUUUUAAGUUAAUAGCUUUUGCAAUGGAAAAAUUGACAAUUUCGUUAUCCUGAAAAUUAAUUUUUUUUAUAUUUUUUUUGU
Belonocnema kinseyi is the source of this 5055-nucleotide messenger RNA. RefSeq names its product EH domain-binding protein 1 (gene Ehbp1). The transcript is spliced from 18 exons. NCBI's taxonomy places the organism in Eukaryota, Metazoa, Arthropoda, Insecta, Hymenoptera, Cynipidae. Bases 544 to 3393 code for a protein of 949 amino acids. Gene Ontology annotation, molecular function: protein binding. The record is from RefSeq and is a predicted model, not a curated record.